This is a messenger RNA of Racocetra persica, 155 nucleotides long. NCBI's taxonomy places the organism in Eukaryota, Fungi, Glomeromycota, Glomeromycetes, Diversisporales, Gigasporaceae. The record is from the annotation of a GenBank genome assembly.
UUUCUUCAAAUAAAAGUGAGUCCUGCCAAAGUGUACCAUACCAGAACUCCUGGUUUUCAUUAUAUACAAUACCAGGGCCAAAUUUGGUUAAAGCUAAAUUUGAUAGAGUAUGCUGUCUUGAAAUUAGAACUGCUGCUGUAGAAGUAAUAUGCUCU